Molecule: messenger RNA, 393 nt
Organism: Emiliania huxleyi CCMP1516
Lineage: Eukaryota; Haptophyta; Isochrysidales; Noelaerhabdaceae
Product: NADP+-dependent malic enzyme
Exons: 2
Biological process (GO): pyruvate metabolic process; malate metabolic process
Molecular function (GO): NAD binding; malate dehydrogenase (decarboxylating) (NADP+) activity
Source: RefSeq, a predicted model, not a curated record
CGGCCAAUCGUCUUUGCGCUCUCCAACCCCAAAACGCAGGCCGAAAUCACCGCCGCCGACUGCUACGCUUUUUCCGAAGGGAAGGCUGCCGCGAUCUUUGGCUCGGGCACCCGCUUCGACGCCGUCGAGAUGAACGGCAAGAUUCUCGAGCCGGGUCAAGUCAACAACUUCUUCAUUUUUCCAGGCAUGUCCUUUGGCGCGUGGAGCUGCGGCGCGCGCUCGAUCCCUGAGAGUUUCUUCAUGGUCGCCGCCGAGGCGGUCGCCAACGGCCUCGACGCGCACGACAUCGAGGUGGAGUCGGUCGUGCCGCACCCGAGCCGCAUCCGCUCGAUCGCGGAGGGGGUGGCCAAGGCGGUGGUGCUCGCGGCGCAGGAGAAGGGGCUCGCCACGAAG